AUGGCGGCCAAAGAACAAAAUGGUCGUGUGGGGAUGAUCAAAAAAUUACGACGUUCCGCAUCGGCCAGUGAACAUAAUAUGAGUGAAUUGCGAAAUCGCAAAUCAACACAACAUCUCUUCGAUCAACAUGGCACACCCAUAGAUCUCAAACAAUUUCGCAAAGUUCUAGACAAAGAAGAUAAUGGCAGCAACAAUAAUAACAGUUCGGAAAAGAAGACCAGAUACAGGCGGACACAGAGUGUAACUAGGGCAGAAGAAAUUACCACCAAAUCGGAGAAGCAACGACUUCAACAGCCAGAUAAAGGCUGCCAUCGUCCCAGAGACUCAUUGUUCUCCUGGAGUUCUGGAUUUAGUAAUUUUACCGGGUUAGUUAAUUGGGGUUUCCUGCUAUUGACAAUUGGUGGCUUCCGGUUGUGUUUAGAAAACUUAUUAAAAUAUGGCAUUCGGGUAAAUCCCCUGGAAUGGUAUAUCUUUUUGAGCGGCAAAAAUGAAUCUGAAGGACAUGCAUCAUUGUUUUUAAUUUUAUAUUCUUUUGUACACAUAUCAAUAUGUUUACUGGUGGAAAAAGGACUAGCCAUGGAAAUUAUAUCUGAAGGCUUAGGCAUGUUUAUGCAGGUGACAAACAUUAUUGUGGUUGUUGUAUUACCAGUGAUAAUAAUGCACUUAAAGGGACAUCUCUUCAGUUUAAUGGGUGCAUCUACAGUUUGCUUUUUCUAUUCCAUAUUAUUUUUGAAAUUAUGGAGUUAUGUUCAAGUGAAUAUGUGGUGUCGUGAAACCUAUCACAUGAAACAAUAUAAGCCUAGGGUGCGACGACCCAGUAUAACAUUGGCUCAAUUGAAAAAUGGCACCUUGGUUGAUGACGAAGAAAAAGAUGAAGAUGUCCCCGUGUUAGUACAAUAUCCCGAUAAUUUAUGUUAUAAAGAUAUUAUUUACUUUUUGGCUGCACCCACACUAUGCUAUGAGCUGAAUUUCCCCAAAACAACCCGAAUUCGUAAACGUUUCUUGUUGAAACGUUUAUUGGAAGUUAUUAUUGGUGUUAAUGUGGUUAUGUCACUGUUCCAACAAUGGAUAAUUCCAUCGGUAAAGAAUUCGUUAAUACCAUUUUCACGUAUGGAAAUUGGUUUGGCCACCGAACGUCUACUGAAGCUGGCUCUUCCCAAUCAUUUAGUGUGGUUAUGUUUCUUCUAUUUGACAUUCCAUUCAUUUUUAAAUGCCACCGGUGAAAUAUUGCAUUUUGCCGAUCGUAAUUUCUAUAACGAUUGGUGGAAUUCAAAUAAUAUUGACACAUUUUGGCGAACAUGGAAUAUGCCAGUUCAUAGGUGGUGUGUUCGUCACUUGUAUAUUCCUGUGGUUAAAAUGGGUUACUCCUCGAGACAGGCCUCAACUAUUGUCUUUUUAAUCAGUGCUUUCUUCCAUGAGUACUUGGUAUCUGUGCCAUUACAAACAUAUAAAAUAUGGGCUUUCCUCGGGAUGAUGGGUCAAAUUCCUCUAUCAGCCAUAUCGAAAGCGGUGGAACGUGCAUUGGGGCCACGUAUGGGCAACAUCAUUGUAUGGGCCUCGAUUAUUUUAGGUCAACCCCUAUGCAUUAUGAUGUAUUAUCACGAUUAUGUUAUAACACAUUAUACCGACUCCUUGAAUAAUAGUACCAUAUAUGUAUAA
Musca vetustissima is the source of this 1659-nucleotide messenger RNA. RefSeq names its product diacylglycerol O-acyltransferase 1 (gene mdy). Lineage: Eukaryota; Metazoa; Arthropoda; Insecta; Diptera; Muscidae. The transcript has 10 exons. Gene Ontology annotation, cellular component: endoplasmic reticulum membrane. Gene Ontology annotation, molecular function: diacylglycerol O-acyltransferase activity. The record is from RefSeq and is a predicted model, not a curated record. Gene Ontology annotation, biological process: triglyceride biosynthetic process. The coding region runs from base 1 to 1659 and encodes 552 amino acids.